AUGUUUUUAUCAAUUUUAGUAGUUUCGCUUGCUGGUUUAAUCGCCAAAUCGCAAUGCUCAUACCUGGAAUUAAGCGACAACUUUUCGGAAUUGAGGAAAAACGGCGGACACUGGCUAAUCAAGUUCUACGCCCCUUGGUGUGCACAUUGUCAAAAACUCGAACCAGUUUGGGCUGAAGUCGGCGAGGCACUGAUUCACACAAACAUCAAAGUCGGUCGGAUAGAUUGCAAUCACUACCCUAGAAUAGCGUCUGAGUUCGGCAUUCGCGGAUAUCCCACAAUUAAAUUUAUUAAAGCGGAUUCCGAGCACACUUUCACCGGUGAGAGAAAUACAGCGGAAAUUCUAACAUUCGCUUCACGAGUAGUCGGAGAGGCUGUCAACGAAAUCUCAACCCCCGAAAAGUUCGAUAAAAUCAAGCAAUCCAAGUCGGUGUUCUUCACAUUCGUUGGUAACCAAAGCAGCGACUACUGGGAGACUUAUCUAGACGUUGCUAAGAGAUUUCAACCGUACGCUAGCUUCUACUUGUUACACGAAGAUGUCGCCAAGAAAGUCUUGCACGUGCCCGAGCCGCCUGCUCUGUUUGUUUUCAAAGAAAACGAGCCCAGUUACUUUUCAGCUUCUGAAGUAAAAGUGCCAGGUGAUUCUUCUCUGAACGCCUCUAUGAGUAAAUGGGUGAAUGAGGAACGUUUCGGCACUUUCUUGAGAGUAAAUAGAGGCAACUUGAACGAUCUGAUGCUGUUGAAUCGCUACGUGGUGUUGGCUGUUGUCGAUGAGAAGAAACUGGACGAGGAUCCUUCCAUGGCAAAGUUCAAAGACAUGGUGGAGAACAUCAUCAAAGGCAACAAAAGGAAGUACCGCAAGAGGUUCAUUUUCGGGUGGAUUGGCAAACCGGAUUUCGCGAAUAACAUCGCUUUGGAUUACGUACCUCUACCUAAUUUGUUGGUAAUAAAUUCCACCAAUCAUUACCAUCAUAUUCCGGAUGUAGAGGAUUGUUCGAAGAUGACCUCUCACGAUGUGGAGCUGUUCCUAGAGACUAUUUACAACCAAUCUGCAAUUGCUUAUGGGGGCAAUGGUUUUGGGACACGUAUCUACAGAGCGUAUUUCGAGGCGAAAACUAGCGUUGUGGAUUUGUGGCAAGAAAAUCCCAUUCUAACUUCUCUAAUAUUUACCAUUCCAAUGUUGUUUAUCACAUCUCUGUUUUAUUUAAUGUGUUUUGGUGAUGUAAUGGAUAAUGGGGCAGAUGAGGAUGAAGCCGAUGAUGAAGAUUUGGAUGAUGCAGAUACUUUACUUGUUUCAGGUUCUCACCUUAAAAAUGAAUAA
This is a messenger RNA of Phyllotreta striolata, 1320 nucleotides long. Lineage: Eukaryota; Metazoa; Arthropoda; Insecta; Coleoptera; Chrysomelidae. The record is from the annotation of a GenBank genome assembly.